AUGAGCACAACCCAAUCAUCCAAUUUGGAUAAUUCACAGCAGAGGAUACUAGGAACCGUUGGACCUGACGCUAGACGUAUGCGGAAGGCAAUUUUUCGGCGAACGAUUGAUUAUAAUGCGUCUAUAAUGAACUACUUGAGAGAUAGAGUUUGGCAGAUUUCCCCUCGUUCUCGAAUAGCCUUGCAACCUGAUUAUUUGUAUAAUUUUCUAGUAAGCUGUUUAUCUGCCUUUUUUAUCCUGGGUCCUCCAAGCGAGUAUCUUAGCAAUCCUAUGAACUGUGUUACCGGUAAACUUGUUCGAACAUCAACAAAUAAAAACAAGUGUCCGAUUUAUUGUGUGUGUUGGACACCAGAAGGUCGGCGACUGAUAACUGGUGCUUACACUGGCGAAUUCACUCUUUGGAAUGGGCUCACGUUUAAUUUUGAAACCAUUUUACAGGCUCAUGAGUCCCAAAUACGUUGCAUGAAGUGGUCUCACAAUGAUGAUUGGCUACUUACUGCUGAUCAUGCCGGUUAUGUGAAAUACUGGCAAGCUAACAUGAAUAAUGUGCAGGUGUAUCAGGCGCAUAAGAUGCCCAUCCGAGGCGUCAGGUAUGCUGAUAUUUAUGGUUGA
Hydatigera taeniaeformis is the source of this 612-nucleotide messenger RNA. The record is from the annotation of a GenBank genome assembly. Lineage: Eukaryota; Metazoa; Platyhelminthes; Cestoda; Cyclophyllidea; Taeniidae.